GCAACGAUUGCAACAACACUCGCUAAACAAGGUUAAACAAAGUUAAAUGUUAUUUUUAUGCGAGAAUAUUGCUAUGUUUUUGUACAUUCUUAAAAUAACUUUUAAGUCUUUGUCUGAAAUCCAAUGUGCAGUAUGGAGAAUUUGAGGUUAGAGUGACAUCGUCAAAUUUCACAACGGGAGCUGAACAUAAAAGUAUCUUUAAACAUUCUUCUUCAUGCACGAGAAAACAUUCAGCGAGAUGGAAGACGUUAGCGCGAACGAAGAUUCAAUAGAAUUAUCACAAUCACUCAUAACCCGUGUUUAUUAUGCUGCUAAAGAUGGUAUGGCUAUUGCUCUUUAUGAUCUUCUUAGUAAUAAAUCUCCUGAACAAGUCGAUCAGAUAAUUAAUCAGAGAGUAUUGGAGAAAAAUGGACAACACUGUACACCUUUAAUAAUUGCUGCACGAAAUGGUCAUGAUAAAGUAGUCAAAAUACUACUUGAAAAAUUUAAACCUGACUUAGAACAGGAAGGAACUGUAAAAUUUGAUGGAAGUGUCAUUGAAAAAGCAAGUGCUCUCUGGUGUGCUGCUGGUGCAGGAUAUUUGACAGUCGUGAAAACUUUAGUAAAAGCAGGUGCAGAUGUCAAUCAUCCGACUGAAAGUCAUUCUACACCUUUGAGAGCUGCUUGUUUUGAUGGACGGUUAGAUAUAGUCAAGUAUUUAAUGGAACAUAAUGCAGAUAUGAACAUAGCGAAUCAUUGUAAUAAUACAUGCUUAAUGAUUGGAGCAUUUAAAGGUCAUUCAGAUGUUGUGACAUUUCUUUUAGAAAAAGGUGCAAAUCCAAAUGAAAAAGCAAUUUGUGGCGCUACAGCAUUGCACUUUGCUGCUGAAUGUGGACACAUGACCAUAGUAUAUGAUUUAUUAAAAUAUGGGGCAGAAAUGACAAAGGAUGUUAGUGGAAUGACACCUUUAAUAGUAGCAGCAGAACGAGCCAAAGCCGAAGUUGUAGAAUGCCUAAUAAAAUGCACAGAUGCUAAUACUGAAAAAAUAAUAGAAGCGUAUGAACUCCUUGGCGCAUCUUACGCCAACAGAGUAUACAAAGGCCAUUAUCCUCUUGUAAAGGCGUAUAGAUAUUUACGGAUGGCAAUGGAGCUUAGGUUUAAUGAUCCUGAAAACAUUAUCUAUAAAAAACUAGGUGACCCAGUGAAGGCAUAUGAUAACUGGAAAGAAUGUGAAUCACUGGAAGAAUUGAAAUCUAUUAAGACCAGUCAGAAUGCUAUUCAUAUGGAGUCAUUAGCUAUUCGAGAGAGAAUUCUAGGGCAGCAUAAUCCAGAACUAUCACACCAUAUAGUAUUCAGAGGAGCAGUAUUUGCAGACACUGCUAAAUUUGAUAGAUGUAUUGAUCUGUGGCUUCAUGCUCUGAAUCUAAACCAAUUAAAUAAUGUCUCUGUUGUGAAGGAUCUUCUUAGGUUUGCGCAGGUAUUCUCACAAAUGAUACAUGUAGGAGUUGAUUUUGAUUUCUGUCAGGUUUUAAGUGUUCUACAAGCUUGCGUAACAGAACUUGGCCGCAACAAAUCGAGAAUCAACAAUUCUGUUUCUGAAGAAGAUAUGGAACAGCAUGUUGAGGACAUGGAAUCGAACGUCAUAAGCACACUGUACAUAUUAUCGAUAUUAACGAAACUUUUAACAUCGAAUGGAAGUAGAUACACCGAACAAGAUAAAGUAAAAGCACACAGUCUAGUUCAUAAACUGUGUGUUCUUCAAUUGUGUUUGAAGGAUGGACAGACAUUACUGCACCUUGCCGUAAAUGCUGAAACACCUGUUGAUAAUUUCCAUACUAAUGACGCCUGCAAAUUUCCAUGUGCCGCGACAACAAAACUACUCAUACGUUGCGGAGCUGAUGUAAAUGCAAUGGAUAAUGAACGAAAUACUCCGUUACACGUAAUUGUUAGUUGCAAAAAAUCAAUUAGUGAUUUUGAGACUCUUUACUCUAUUAUCAUGGAGCUUAUAGAAGGUGGAGCACAUAUGGACACUGUAAAUAAAUGGGGUAAAACUCCUUAUUACGCUGCUAUUACAGGUGAGGCAGAAGCAAUAUUGAGGACUCAAACAAAAUUGUCAUUGAAGUGUAUGGCUGCGAAGGUAAUAAAAGCUCAUAAUUUACCAUAUUAUGAAAAAGUUCCACGUUCUUUGGAAAGCUUUAUUGAACUGCAUGGACCUGGACUUAAUUAA
Dufourea novaeangliae is the source of this 2206-nucleotide messenger RNA. It is a transcript of the gene Fem-1, whose product is annotated as protein fem-1 homolog B. Lineage: Eukaryota; Metazoa; Arthropoda; Insecta; Hymenoptera; Halictidae. Gene Ontology annotation, molecular function: protein binding. The record is from RefSeq and is a predicted model, not a curated record. The transcript is spliced from 9 exons. The coding region runs from base 215 to 2206 and encodes 663 amino acids.